Molecule: messenger RNA, 921 nt
Organism: Chanos chanos (milkfish)
Lineage: Eukaryota; Metazoa; Chordata; Actinopteri; Gonorynchiformes; Chanidae
Gene: aqp4
Product: aquaporin 4
Exons: 4
Coding region: 19-921 (300 amino acids)
Biological process (GO): transmembrane transport; water transport
Cellular component (GO): plasma membrane; basolateral plasma membrane
Molecular function (GO): water channel activity
Source: RefSeq, a predicted model, not a curated record
UGCAGUCGUAGCCUUGUGAUGGCGGCCUUUAAGGGUGUGUGGACUCAGGACUUCUGGCGGGCCGUUUUCGGAGAGUUCCUGGCCAUGCUGAUCUUCGUCUUGCUCAGUCUGGGCUCUACCAUAAACUGGAGCGCGAGUGAGGAGAACCCUGCUCCUCCAAACCUGCUCCUCAUCUCCCUUUGUUUUGGCCUGGCCAUCGCCACCCUCGUGCAGUGCUUCGGACAUAUCAGCGGCGCACACAUCAACCCUGCCGUUACCGCAGCGAUGGUCGCUACGCGGAAGCUCAGCCUGGCGAAGGGCGUGUUCUACCUGGCGGCGCAGUGUUUGGGAGCCAUUGUGGGCGCAGGGAUACUGUACGGUGUGACACCCGCCUCGGUCAGAGGCGGACUGGGCGUGACCUCGGUCAACAGCGGUAUUUCUGCAGGACACGCCCUGGUCAUCGAGAUGUUUAUCACGUUUGAGCUGGUCUUCACUGUAUUUGCCACCUGUGACCCCAGACGCACGGACCUGAAAGGCUCCGCCGCCCUCGCCAUCGGCCUGGCAGUCUGUAUCGGCCACCUGUUCGCCAUCCCGUACACUGGAGCCAGUAUGAAUCCAGCUCGCUCCUUUGGACCUGCCGUCAUCACAGGGCACUGGGAAGAUCACUGGGUGUACUGGGUGGGUCCAGUGAUUGGAGCCGUGGUAGCAGCUGCAUCAUAUGAGUAUUUACUGUGUCCUAACCCGGAUCUGAAGAGACGAUACACCCAGGCUCUGUCCAAAAGGCCCUUCCUCGGGGACCAGUACCGCGAGGUGGAGCCAGGCUACAUUUCCCAGGACCAGGACCAGCUGGUGGUGAAGCAGGCCCCGUUCACGGUGCUGGAUGUGGAGCGUGCGGAGAGGAAGGAGAAGGAGCCGGCGGGAGAGGUGCUGUCGUCUGUAUGA